Messenger RNA from Aspergillus uvarum CBS 121591, 1668 nucleotides. RefSeq names its product ethanolamine-phosphate cytidylyltransferase. The record is from RefSeq and is a predicted model, not a curated record. Gene Ontology annotation, cellular component: cytoplasm. Lineage: Eukaryota; Fungi; Ascomycota; Eurotiomycetes; Eurotiales; Aspergillaceae. Gene Ontology annotation, molecular function: ethanolamine-phosphate cytidylyltransferase activity. The transcript is spliced from 4 exons. Bases 1 to 1326 code for a protein of 441 amino acids. Gene Ontology annotation, biological process: phosphatidylethanolamine biosynthetic process.
AUGUCCGAGGACAUAGUUCCGCCAAAAGGCAAAUGGCCGGCUGAUCCCCAGGAUGAUCUCCCCAUUUCUGAAGACCGUAUAUGGGUGGAUGGCUGUUUUGACUUCAGUCAUCACGGACACGCCGGUGCCAUGCUACAGGCCCGUAGACUAGGCAGAGAACUUUAUGUUGGUGUACAUUCCGAUGAGGCUAUCCUAGAGAAUAAGGGUCCAACAGUGAUGAAGUUGGAGGAGAGAGUAGCUGCGGUGGAAGCAUGCCGAUGGGUAACUCGCUGCGUGCCCUCAGCUCCCUACGUGACUUUUCUGCCCUGGGUGUCACAUUAUGGAUGCAAGUAUGUCGUGCAUGGCGAUGACAUAACCUCCGACAGCAAUGGCGAUGACUGUUAUCGUUACGUGAAGGCUGCAGGCCGUUUCCGAGUGGUCAAGCGAACACCAGGAAUAUCUACAACUGACCUUGUAGGACGCAUGCUUCUCUGUACCAAAGGGCAUUUCGUUAAAAGUGUGAAGGAGACAAUUACUGGGAAAGAAGGCUCCGGUAGCGAGGAGGAACGCGAACAAUCCGGCGAGAAUCUGCUCCAGAGAAUUCAUGACUACGCAACCGAUGAGAGCGGUCUACAGCCAGGAUCAUGUGUCUGGAUCUGGAAUGGUUCCACCUCAGCGAAGCUUGGAAACACGAGUGAAGAGUCGGGAUCAUUUAAGCAGAUCGUCACAGGAAAGCUACCCAAGCCGGGGCAACGUAUUGUGUAUGUUGACGGAGGCUUUGAUCUAUUUUCUUCUGGUCAUAUUGAAUUCUUGCGCCAGGUCAUUGAGUCAGAAAGAUUUCAGGGCCACCAACAGCAUUGGUAUGAUCCUGAGAUUAGGGAGAAGAGAAUAAAGGAAUAUGGUGAAGAUUAUGAGCCGGCAUUUGUUGUUGCCGGCAUUCAUGAUGAUGACGUCAUAAACCAUUGGAAAGGGCUCAACUACCCCAUCAUGAACAUCUUUGAGCGUGGACUAUGUGUCCUUCAGUGUCGAUACGUCCAUGCCGUUGUCUUCUCUGCUCCCUUUUCCCCAAGCCAGCCAUAUUUGGAAGCAAUGCCUCUGGGUGCGCCAGAUGCAGUUUAUCAUGGUCCUACCACGUUCAUACCCCUCACCUACGAUCCUUAUGUCGCUCCAAAGAAGAUGGGUAUAUUCAAGGAAUCUCCCAGUCAUCCCUACCAGCACGUCAAUGCUGGGGAAAUUGUCGACAGAAUUUUGAAGAGCAGAGAGGCGUACGAGGCCAGACAACGUGCCAAAGUUGAGAAAGGCAUUGUUGAGGAUUUAGCGAAGUCGAGAGAGGCAAGUAAUGUGUGAACCGCGGGUGGCAUCCACCAAGGGUCAUCCAGGAUGAUGGAUCAGUGUUGAUAGUCGGACGAUAAGCAGUUAGAGAUGAGAACAAUGUUGGGCGUAGCUUUGAGGCUCCAACUUAGACUUGUUGAUUUGUUGUGAUGUUUAUGCACAUAUCUUGAAAAAAUCUCGAAGGUGCCUCGCCCCUGGGGGUUUCAACUUCCUAAAGAGAAUGUGAUGUUACAGAAAUAGAACAUCAGAUUUAGGAUUUCGAUAUUCUUUCCGGUGAGACGAGGUAGGCGAACAAUCCGCAGGGUUGAAUUGGGGAGCUAAGCCAGAGCGCAAGACAAAUGUACAUACAAUAUGAAU